AUGAUAGGGUCGGAAGGAAUCGGUUUCGGCGCUGAGAAUAGCCUGUCAGACAACCCAGUCAACCCUGGAGGGUUGAUUGUUAAUGCAGAUUUCCAACAGUUCGAGACGGAUGUUAAUCACAUAAAGCUGAUCAACAAGGUUUAUCAGGCAGCUCUUGCCAAGGAUGAGGAGCUAUUACGUAGGGUCAUCAUGGAGGGAUCCGAAACCGCUUGGGUGGUCACAAACUUUCUUGCAGAGCAUUACGCGGCCCAAGACUUUUGCGUUUUUCUAAACCCGUCCAAUCCCGCCAAAGAAAUUCUUAAUGAAAUUCUCCGGAACCCUUUCAAAAUUAAGCUUUUCGCCGGAGGACGUGCCCAGGAAUGGGGUGGAAUCCUCCACUAUGCUAUCAUGGGAGGUGAUAUGCAGCAAUUCGAGCGCGCUUUAGAAGCGGGGGCUUGGAUAACAGACCUGGACAUCCGGGGGCGGACCCCGCUUCAUGUAGCAAUCCAUGAAGGACGACUGGACAUGAUUAAAAUAUUAACCAACUAUCCAUCCCAUUCCCUCUUCACCACGCGCAAUAUCUGGGGUCGAAGCGCCUGUGAUGAGGCUCGGUAUGAGAUCCUUCUUUGGAUCGUUGGCCACGAAGAGAUGCGCAAUGAUAAGAAUAUCUUGCACCUUGCGUGUAGGUAUAACCAUACAGCCUUGAUACACUCCCUUAUGGGGGAUACCUCCCUCUUGGAGGACCUGAAGAACAGGCGGGUUCGUCUUAACAGGUCACCUCUUUUAAACCAGCGGAACAACUUCGUUACUACCAUUGUGGCGAUGUUGGAGAGUUCAAGGGAUGAAACAUCAGUGUCCACAGAUCUAGAUAUCAUUCUACCCGGCUCUGUCGACAUUAACGAACCAGCAAUGCGUCCAUGGUUUGAAGAUCAAGCGUAUAAUGGGUGGGCUCAAGGAGAUUUUAUGUACGGUUGGUUUUAA
Molecule: messenger RNA, 960 nt
Organism: Morchella importuna
Lineage: Eukaryota; Fungi; Ascomycota; Pezizomycetes; Pezizales; Morchellaceae
Exons: 3
Coding region: 1-960 (319 amino acids)
Molecular function (GO): protein binding
Source: RefSeq, a predicted model, not a curated record